AUGCAAGAUCCUGUUGUCAUUCAGCGAUCGAUAGGCAGUAGCCCUGAUAGCAACACACUUUCAGAAACAACCGUUGCUGCUGCUGCAUCGUCUUACGAAUCGACCAACUCAACCAUGAGCGAUCCAGUCAAGAGCUACAACAAAAUACGUCGACAAGGUUCGAGAAGUUCGGUUUUAGCCAAACAAGCUGAUACUGAUGCCGGCAUGUCGUCUUGGGUACGCCAUAAGAAGCACUUUUUUAUCCUAAGCAGUGCGGGAAAGCCGAUAUGGACCAGAUAUGGAGAUGAAUCGCGAAUAUCGACAUUGAUGGGCGUUAUUCAAGCUAUCAUUUCUUUCUUUCAAGAUCAAGAUGAUAUGAUAAAAUCCAUGAACGCGGGUCGCCAUAAAUACGUCUUUCUACACAAGGACCCAUUGUACUAUGUCACGGUAUCGAAGACGGGUGAAUCGGAUGGGCAGCUACGCGACCAGCUCUUGUACCUGCAUAAUCAGAUCCUGAGUGUAUUGACGAGUGUGCAAUUGACAAGGAUAUUCGAGCAACGCGUGAAUUUUGAUCUCAGGCGUCUUUUGGGUGGAACGGAGGUGUUUUUGGAUAGCCUUUCAACUUUAUUCAGCCAAGACCAUGGAUUCAUGCUAUGUGCUUUGCAAUGCCUUCGUUUAUCCAGGGUGGUGAGAGAUCAAUUGGGUUCUAUAUUUUCGAGUGGUGGCAAAGUCAAGGGGCUUUUGUAUGCAAUGAUCGUGGCCAAAGGCCAAUUGGUUACCUUACUGCGUCCUAGGAAACAUAGUUUACAUCCUGCUGAUCUCCAUUUGCUAUUCAACAUGUUGACAGGCUCGACAACCUUUGAUCUAGCAGAAUCGUGGACGCCGCUUUGUUUGCCCAAGUUCAAUUCCAAAGGAUUUCUCCAUGCCUACAUUUGCUAUAUUGCACCAGACGUUUCUAUCGUUAUGAUUAGCACGGACAAGGAUCGCUUUUUUGAUAUGAGUGAAUGGAAGAGCACAUUGGUGGAGACAAUGAAAGCUCGGAAUGUUUUGGAUAGCGUGAUUGAAGCAUCUGAAAAGCAUUAUACAGUAGAUGAUGUCGGUGCUCCAGGUCUACUCCACUUUUUGUACAAGAGUAAAACGCAUGUGCAGUUUACCUGCCCCAACUUUAGUGGUCCUUAUACCAACAAUAGUGGCAACCGCAAGAGGUUGCACCGCUUAUACCAUUAUGCUUAUGACCGCAUGCAUUGCCGAGCACGUCCAAUGAAAUUGUAUUAUCAUGAAGCUGACAAGGAGAUCUUGCUAGGAUGGAUUACGUCCUCUUUUGAAGUCUAUGUUGUAUUUACUCCUGAUACACCCAAAUCGAGCAUCAUUUCGAGUUCCAACCAGCUCUUACGAUGGAUAAAACGCAACGAAGAGAAUCUUUUUAUUGUAAACUCGCCAGUAUUUUAG
Lichtheimia ornata is the source of this 1428-nucleotide messenger RNA. RefSeq lists its product as uncharacterized. NCBI's taxonomy places the organism in Eukaryota, Fungi, Mucoromycota, Mucoromycetes, Mucorales, Lichtheimiaceae. The record is from RefSeq and is a predicted model, not a curated record. The coding region runs from base 1 to 1428 and encodes 475 amino acids. Gene Ontology annotation, biological process: protein targeting to vacuole; vesicle-mediated transport. Gene Ontology annotation, cellular component: fungal-type vacuole membrane; Mon1-Ccz1 complex. The transcript is spliced from 12 exons.